AUGACAAAAUUUCAGAUUUUGAAAAAUCUGGCUGUCGUUAGCUUUGGAUUUUUCUCUCUGUUUACGGCAUUUAUUUCCAUCAGUAAUUUACAAACUAGUUUAAAUAUAGACGACGGUGUUGGACCAGGCAGUUUAUCUAUUAUAUAUGGAGCUUUGGUUCUCUCUUGUAUGUUUUUACCACCUAUUGUGAUCGCUCAUCUUGGUUGUAAAUGGACCAUAGCCAUUUCUAUGACUGGCUACAUUCUAUACAUGGGUGCCAAUAUGCAUGCCAUCUGGGCUCUGAUGGCCCCAGCAGCAGUGUUGUUAGGAUUAGGUGCUGCUCCGUUGUGGUCAGCUAAAUGUACCUACCUCACCCAGACCGGGGUUUGGUAUGCUAAAAUAACUAACCAAAGUAAAGAUGCCGUUAUCAAUAAAUUCUUUGGAAUAUUUUUUAUGUUAUUUCAAGCAAGCCAAAUUUCUGGAAAUCUGGUCUCUUCUCUUGUGUUCAGUAAAAACAACACCGAGUUAAAUUUAACAGAUGAUGUUUUACAAGGAUGUGGUGCGAAUUUUGAUCCAACUCAAACAACCAAUAAUACAAAUUUAGAAAGACCAGACCAAAAUAAGGUAUAUAUUGUCUGUGGAGUAUAUCUCGGGUUCGCUGUUAUAGCAGCUGUCAUCAUUGCCCUGUUUCUGGAUAAAAUAGAUUUAAAGAAAGAUAAGAACACCAAACCAUCAUUGAGUUUAUUGAUAGGAACAUUUCGUCAUCUUGCCACUAGUCCUGCUCAAAUAUUGCUGAUACCAUUGACCAUGUAUAGUGGAGUAGAGCAGGCUUUCUUUUCUGGUGAUUUUACAAGGUCAUAUGUGACCUGUUCUAUAGGAAUAUGGAAUGUAGGCUAUAUUGCUAUAUGUUAUGGGAUAGUUGACGCGAUUUGCUGCUUCACAUUCGGAAGAUUAGUCCAAUAUGUCGGACAUAUUCCAUUUUUUGCUCUUGCUGCAGUCCUGCAUGGAAGUGUCCAGGUGACGUUGUUGCUAUGGCUACCAGAUCCUGAUAUGAUAUAUAUUUAUUAUAUACUUGCUGGUCUAUGGGGAAUGGGUGAUGCUGUAAUUCAAACACAAAUUAACGCGCUCUACGGAUUUCUAUUCACGGAAAACACAGAAGCAGCCUUUGCCAACUACCGUCUUUGGGAAAGUUGUGGAUUUAUAUUUGCCUUUGCCUAUAACGACUACAUAGCAACGUAUAUAAAACUGUAUGUAUGUAUGGGAGUAUUAUCUGUUGGAAUGAUGGGGUACACUGCUGUGGAAUUUCUUCAGAGAUCGAAAGCCGGCAAAUCUUACGACAUUUCCAAGAAUUGA
Molecule: messenger RNA, 1332 nt
Organism: Lottia gigantea (owl limpet)
Lineage: Eukaryota; Metazoa; Mollusca; Gastropoda; Lottiidae
Exons: 6
Coding region: 1-1332 (443 amino acids)
Source: RefSeq, a predicted model, not a curated record